AAUGGUUUUGUGUUUCACUCUGUGUCCGUAAAGUCGAGUCGCUGAGUAAAGGAGAGUAAAGAAAGAAGUCCGGGUUUUUUCACCAGACACAACCUUUCAGCUUCACGCUCCACUGACGUCUGAGAGCCGUUGAGACGCACGUUGUAUCAAGAGACAAACAAUGCCCAGUCACCUGCAGGAAGUAAUUCACUCCAGUGUGGCGCCAUCUUGUGAGGACGUAGCUCCAUGAGUUUGCUGACUACAGAGUCAGACGGUGUGUCAGGGAGUACUAGAGGCACCAUUUAUGUUAACUCGUUGUUGACGGUUGUUCCGAGAUGGACUUGACAGUGAUCCACUAUCUCAUCCUCCUCCUGCUUAGCUCGAUCUUUGUUGUUCCAGAUAACACAGCAGAAAGUAACGCGUCUCCGCAACGCGAUGUUACGAGCAAUCCUUCGGGUGCCAUCAACUGCACAGUAAUUAAAGACUGCUGCACGAGUGUUGAUUCCUGUCUGCAGACAUGUCAGUCUCUUGCUCUACCAAGCGACUGCAACUGUCAUUGGGAGGACAUAUGCAACACGAUGAUCAACUGUUGUCCACAAGAACUAUUGACGGAAUGUCUCAUAGGCAUCCAUGCCGAUGGUUGCAGAACAUUCAGAAUACAAGUCUGUCAAACUUCAGUCGAUAUGAUCUGUGGUAGCACCACCACUACAAGCACAGAAAUGCCUGAAGACUCUCCCUCUCCAGAAACUAUAACCACUUUGAACACUUCAGGUUCAGAACCAGAUUCAGGACCAGAGAGUUCAACCUCCACUGAAGCCUCUACCUCUUCAACUCCUACGGAAACUGAGACUACUUCAAGUCCAACACCAGAUCCAACCAGCACAGAAUUGACUGAUAGCACGACUACAGAAACAAUUUGGACAUCUUCCGGUUCAACAUCAAGUUCAGAGAGUUCAGCCUCGGGUGUGACCAGUAGCCAGGCGAGUGCAGCAGAUGACAGCGCAGUGGAGGUGGCAGUGCUCAGCUGUCUAGCUGUUCUGUUUGUGGUUGUUGUGGUUGUUGCCGUGUUUUUCUGGUGGAGAAGGAAACGACAAGCUGAUGAUGUCAGCAAAGAGAACAACCCCAGCUGCCUCUCUGUUGAGACCAACUUACAUCACAAGCAGGACUCGUUCAACAUUUAUGACAAACUUUGUCAUGACAACAGGAGAACCAACAUCGGCAAUGCUUUGACUGCAACAACGAACUCACGUGAUAACGACAACAACGACGACUACGCCUACAUCGAUGAUCCCGCGAUAAACAAGGGCGUUGUCAGGCUGCACGAGGUGACGACCGAUGGUCAGCACGCACUCACUGACCCCUCUGUCAGCGGACUGCAACCUGACCUCUCCUCCACCUACACACUCGCCCGACCCACAGACAACGACAUUCCUGACCCUCAGCCUCCGGACUACUUCAUUCUGGAGAAAGAUCCAGCUCCAGAUGCUGAGUCAGCUCAGUACUUUACCUUGGAAGAAAGAAGUGAAAAAGAUUCAGCCGUGGACACAGACACCCAGAAGUACUUCAUCCUGGAGGACAGGCGGCAGGGAGGCGAAAACAAGUUUGUCCCCGAGGUCAUGUCCUCCGAGUCUGGUGCCGACUACUUCGUGCUGGAGAAGGAUGAUGGUCAGGAGUCCGACUGUGUGGCACAAGACGACUCCUCACGAUGUCCAUUGGAGGAUGCCGAGUACUCUUCACUGGAUCCGAACCGUCAGGAGUCCGACUACACAGCCUUGAAUCACACUGCCUAGCAAGGUCCUUCCAAAGGCGACCAUCCUUCUUUCCUGGCCUCGUGUCCCAAGUAAUCAGUGCGACAGUCCAGGAACGAUUACUCUCGGUUUGACCAAUAUUGAGACAACAAUGAACAUGACAUUAUGAUCAGCUUUACCUUUUAUUCUCCCGACAAAAAGUGAAUUUGGGUUGAAAUUCUAUUGUCAAAAUAAUUGUGAACUCUCUACAGGCUUUAAUUCUGAACUCGGGCCAACUGGACCAAUCACCUGCAAGGUCAACAGCGAUGAGACAGAGACUGCACUGCUCUGCAUUCCUCGAUGUCAAUGUGAACGUCUAUGCCGGUGUCUUUGAAAUGUGUAAGUGUGCAUGUGUGUGUUUAUAAAUGCAUUAUGUGUUAUAAGUGUGUGCUUGCGCGCGCAAAAUGUUGGUAAUGUGAGCAAAUGUAACUUUGUACAGAACUUAUUUCCACGUCUCAUAUUUCUGGAAAAAAAACAUUGUAACAUAAA
Molecule: messenger RNA, 2255 nt
Organism: Pomacea canaliculata
Lineage: Eukaryota; Metazoa; Mollusca; Gastropoda; Architaenioglossa; Ampullariidae
Product: cell wall protein DAN4-like
Exons: 14
Coding region: 315-1769 (484 amino acids)
Source: RefSeq, a predicted model, not a curated record